Herpailurus yagouaroundi (jaguarundi) is the source of this 3850-nucleotide messenger RNA. It is a transcript of the gene TCAF1, whose product is annotated as TRPM8 channel associated factor 1. The record is from RefSeq and is a predicted model, not a curated record. The transcript is spliced from 9 exons. Lineage: Eukaryota; Metazoa; Chordata; Mammalia; Carnivora; Felidae. Gene Ontology annotation, cellular component: plasma membrane. Bases 168 to 2927 code for a protein of 919 amino acids. Gene Ontology annotation, molecular function: transmembrane transporter binding. Gene Ontology annotation, biological process: positive regulation of anion channel activity; positive regulation of protein targeting to membrane.
GGAGACUCCUCGGGAACCCCUCCUCCCGGUGCCCGCUCGCCAGCCUGCCCGGCGCCGCCCGCAGGGAAGCCCCUUUCCCGCAGCUCCGCGCGUCCCCUCUGCGCCCAGCCCUGCCCCCUCCGGCUGUCCCCGUGGAAGUCGCAGGGCGACCUGAAGCCGAUCCAGCCAUGGCGACUCCCUCUGCUGCCUUUGAGGCCCUUAUGAAUGGAGUGACCAGCUGGGAUGUCCCCGAAGAUGCCAUCCCAUGUGAACUGCUUCUCAUUGGAGAGGCCUCCUUUCCGGUCAUGGUGAAUGACAUGGGCCAGGUCCUCAUUGCUGCCUCCUCCUAUGGCCGAGGCCGCCUGGUGGUGGUGUCCCACGAGGACUACUUGGUAGAAGCCCAGCUCACUCCCUUUCUCCUCAAUGCAGUGGGUUGGCUUUGUUCUUCCCCUGGGGCUCCCAUUGGCAUACACCCGUCCCUGGCACCCCUGGCCAAAAUCCUUGAGGGUUCUGGGGUAGAGGCGAAGAUUGAGCCCGAAGUGAAAGACUCCCUGGGGGUUUACUGCAUUGAUGCCUACAAUGAAACCAUGACAGAAAAGUUGGUCAAGUUUAUGAAACGUGGAGGGGGCUUGCUCAUUGGAGGCCAGGCCUGGGACUGGGCCAACCAGGGCGAUGACGAAAGGGUGCUUUUCACGUUCCCUGGCAACCUCGUGACCAGUGUGGCCGGCGUGUACUUCACUGACAACAAAGGGGACACAAGUUUCUUUAAAGUCUCCAAGAAGAUGCCCAAGAUCCCAGUCUUAGUUAGCUGUGAGGAUGACCUCUCCGAGGACAGAGAUGAGCUCCUGCACGGGAUUUCAGAGCUGGACAUCAGCAACUCAGACUGCUUCCCAUCCCAGCUGCUGGUGCACGGGGCUCUGGCCUUUCCCCUGGGGUUAGACUCCUACCAUGGCUGUGUCAUAGCGGCUGCCCGCUACGGCCGGGGCCGGGUGGUCGUGACCGGCCACAAGGUAUUAUUCACCGUUGGCAAACUGGGCCCCUUUCUGCUCAAUGCUGUGCGCUGGCUGGACGGGGGCCGCAGAGGCAAGAUCGUGGUGCAGACAGAACUGAGGACACUGAGCGGCCUGCUCGCAGUGGGGGGCAUAGACACCAGCAUCGAGCCCCAUCUGACCAGCGACGCGAGUGUCUAUUGCUUUGAACCCGUGAGCGAUGUGGGGGUCAAAGAGCUGCAGGAGUUCGUAGCAGAGGGCGGGGGACUGUUCGUUGGAGCCCAAGCCUGGUGGUGGGCCUUCAAGAACCCUGGAGUGUCCCCUCUGGCUCGGUUCCCAGGAAACCUCCUCCUCAACCCCUUUGGCAUCAGCAUCACAAGCCAGAGCCUCAAUCCGGGGCCCUUCCGUACUCCUAAAGCAGGGAUCAGGACCUAUCACUUCCGCUCCACUCUGGCUGAGUUCCAGGUCAUAAUGGGCCGGAAGAGAGGGAAUGUGGAAAAGGGCUGGCUGGCAAAGCUGGGGCCGGACGGGGCUGCUUUCCUCCAGAUCCCCGCAGAGGAGAUCCCUGCCUAUAUGUCUGUGCACCGGCUGCUGAGGAAACUGCUGAGUCGCUAUCGGCUCCCGGUAGCAACGCGAGAGAACCCUGUUAUCAAUGAUUGCUGCAGGGGUGCUAUGCUCUCCCUGGCCACUGGUCUGGCCCACUCGGGAAGCGACCUCUCUCUGUUAGUGCCAGAAAUCGAAGACAUGUACAGCAGCCCCUAUCUGCGCCCCUCGGAAUCCCCUAUCACCGUUGACGUCAACUGCAACAAUCCAGGCACCAGAUAUUGCUGGAUGAGCACCGGGCUCUACAUUCCUGGAAGGCAGAUCAUAGAGGUCUCGCUGCCUGAAGCUGCUGCCUCUGCUGAUCUGAAGAUACAGAUUGGCUGCCACACGGAUGACCUGACCAGAGCCAGCAAGCUGUUCCGAGGCCCGCUCGUGAUCAACCGGUGCUGCUUGGACAAGCCCACAAAGUCCAUCACCUGCCUCUGGGGCGGCCUCCUCUACAUCAUCGUGCCUCAGAGCAGCAAACUGGGCUCCGUGCCCAUCACUGUGAAGGGGGCUGUGCAUGCCCCGUACUACAAGCUAGGGGAGACCUCGCAGGAGGAGUGGAAGAGGCGUAUCCAGGAGAAUCCAGGUCCCUGGGGAGAGCUGGCUACGGACAACAUCAUCCUGACUGUGCCAACUGCCAAUCUCCGUACCCUGGAGAACCCUGAGCCAUUGCUUCGCCUCUGGGAUGAGGUGAUGCAGGCUGUGGCGCGGCUGGGGGCCGAGCCCUUCCCUUUGCGUCUGCCCCAGAGGAUCGUCGCCGACGUACAGAUCUCAGUUGGCUGGAUGCACGCAGGGUACCCCAUCAUGUGCCAUCUGGAGUCUGUGCAGGAGCUCAUCAAUGAGAAGCUCAUCAGAACCAAGGGGCUGUGGGGCCCCGUCCACGAGCUCGGCCGUAACCAGCAACGGCAGGAGUGGGAGUUCCCCCCGCACACCACGGAGGCCACCUGCAACCUGUGGUGUGUUUAUGUGCAUGAGACGGUCCUGGGCAUCCCUCGAGGCCGUGCCAAUAUUGCUCUGUGGCCUCCGGUUCGGGAGAAGAGGGUCCGAAUCUACCUGGGCAAGGGUCCCAAUGUGAAAAACUGGAAUGCGUGGACCGCCCUGGAAACAUAUCUCCAGCUACAGGAGGCCUUUGGGUGGGAGCCGUUCAUCCGUCUCUUCACUGAGUACAGGAACCAGACCAACUUGCCCACAGACAAUGUUGACAAAAUGAAUCUGUGGGUGAAGAUGUUCUCCCACCAAGUGCAGAAGAAUCUGGCUCCGUUCUUUGAGGCCUGGGCCUGGCCUAUCCAGAAGGAAGUGGCUACCAGCCUGGCCUAUCUGCCUGAAUGGAAGGAAAAUAUUAUGAAAUUAUACCUCCUCACACAGAUGUAAGGAGUGCCCAGCGAGGUGGCAGGCCCCACUGAAAUUGAAGUCGAGAAAUGCAAAAGAGAAUUGACACAUCUCAGCAAAGAAAACGGAACAGAUUUGAUAAUAACUGAAGAAGAUCUCAACACAUUUCUGGAAGAGAGAAGGUGGAUGAAGCAUGAUAAUGAAUGAAAGAGUGAAGGUGUCUUUCAGACAGAAUAGAAGCUGAUCUGAACAACCUAAUCCCAAAGAAACAUGAGCACCUGAAGAGUCUAUAGAGUUAUACCUUAUACCCGUUGUAAAUCUGAACCCCGUCCUAUCCUACCCCAACCAUUGUGCAGAACACAGGCAGUAUUGCGAUUGGUACCCAUUAAAAAUCUGUUGUUCUUGUUGUUGUUGUUGUUUGUACAGAAGUUGAUUAAGCUGCCUGAGGAGAGGUAGAAGUUGGUGCCCCAGAAUAAGAUUUCUCUUUUUUGGAAAUAAGUGACAACCCCCCCCCCCCCCAGCCUAUCAGCUAAUUCUCUGUCAAAAUCCCUCUGCAAAUGCCCAAGUGCUUCUAGUUCCAGAAGAGGCUUAACUAGAGAAACAGACCCAGCCAUACAAUGGCAGAGGAUACCCACGCCAAUUCCUAUAGAAGUUAACAGUUAUAUUGAUUCUUAAAUGCAAAUGGUCAGCCCAGUAGUUUGGGCAUUAGGAGGUGGAGGGGGAGGACCAGGGGAGAAGCAUGUAAGAAAAAUAACCAGUUAGAAUUGGGAGACUUGAAAAAUACAACCAACUCUAGAGGAAACAAAGUGAACAUGGUGAACAAAGUGAACAUGAAAACAGAAGGCUACAAAGGAAAGAAAAACAAUAAAAAGAGCCCUUUGAAAGUGAAAUAAAACUACCCAAAAUAUUCAGUAGACAGGCUGGAAAAUAAAGUUGAGGGCAACUCCCUAGAUACACAACAAAAA